AUGGUCGGUAGGGGAAACCAUUUUAAUCCUUCUUCAGGUGUGGAUGAGUGGCAGAUUGCUCAAGCUAUGGAGUUAAUUGCUGCUGCUAUUGGACAACAAAAUACUUUGUUAGCUCAGAUGGAGACCAAUCGGGCUGCAGCUGAAGCAGCUAGGUCUGAGGUACCUGAUGAGUAUAGGGGCUUGUCAGAGUUCAGAAAAGGGAAUCCUCCCCAAUUCACAGGUGUUGAUGGACUUGAAGUUGCUGAUCAAUGGAUUGAGGAGAUGGAGAAAAUCUUCAUGGUGAUGCAUUGUCCUGAGGAGAGGAAGCUAGUUUAUGUUGUUUAUAUGUUGGUGGGUGAGGCUAGUUUCUGGUGGAAAGAUAGUGCCAGAUAUGCUAAGGAAGCUGAGUUUUUGAGACUACAGCAAGGAAAUAUGUCAGUACAAGAGUAUGUGGUCAAGUUUGAACGUUUGGCUAGAUACUAUUCUCAAGCUAUCUCUGAAGCAUGGAGAUGUAGGAAGUUCAGUGAGGGUUUAAGGUACGAGUUGAAGAAAACUAUUGUUCCUAUGGGGAUUGUGGAGUUCCCAGUUCUAGUUGAAAAGGAAAAAAUAGUUGAGAGAUUUGAAGGAGGAAAUAGAGUGGCAAAGGGUACAGAGGGAUCAUCUGGAUUUGGGAGGGGGAAACAUCCUCAAAAGAGACCAUCUCAGUUUCAAAUUGGAAAUGCUAAUAAGAAACCAAUGGGGACUACUACCACAAGAGCUGUUCAGAGUAUUAGAUGUUACAUCUGUGGAGGCCCACAUAUGAUGAAGGACUGUCCUACAAAGAACUAUACGUGUUUUAAAUGUGGCAAGGUGGGUCACAUGGCCAAAGAUUGCAAUGUCAGAAAUACUCCAGCUAGAGAGAACCAGAAAGUGGAUCGACCUACUGCAGCAGGUCGUGUUUUUGCUUUGAUAGGUACUGAAGCUAAAACGUCAUCUGAGCUGGUAAAGGGAAAGGGAAAAGCUGAUGGUAAUGAUAUUUCUAUUCUAUUUGAUUCUGGUGCAUCACAUUCUUUUAUUUCUUAUGAAUGUGUGGCAAGGUUAAAUUUGGUUGUGAGUUCCUUGUGUGUGGAUCUAGUUGUUUCUACUUCAGCUUCAGGGAUGGAUUGGCUUUCUGCCAACAGGAUUUUGAUAGAUUGUUCAGAAAAGAGAUUAAUCUUUCCUACUGUUGAACAGGAGAGAUUUAUUUCUAGUGGACAGGUGGAUGGGUUGUUGAAGGGUGGAGCUCUUGGGUUUAUGAUCCUAUCUUUUAUCAGUGUAGAGAAUGAAAUGUUGUUAAAUAGUAUCGAUGUUGUCAGAGAUUUCCCAGAUGUUUUUCCGGAUGAUGUUCUGGGGUUACCACCAAAGCGAGAGUUAGAGUUUAGUAUUGAUCUUAUACCAGGGGCGGGAUCAAUGUCUAUUUCUCCUUAUAGAAUGGCACCAGCGGAGUUAUCUGAAUUGAAGAAGCAGGUUGAAGAACUUUUGGAGAAGCAGAUGAUCAGACCUAGUGUAUCUCUAUGGGGAGCACUCGUGUUAUUGGUAAAGAAGAAAGAUGGUGGUGUGAGGUUAUGUGUGGAUUAUAGGCAGUUAAAUAAAUUAACAAUCAAUAAUAAGUAUCCAUUGCCAAUAAUAGAUGAUUUGAUGGAUCAGUUGAGGGGAGCUUCUGUUUUCUCCAAGAUUGAUUUGAGGUCUGGGUAUAACCAGAUUCGGGUAAAGGAGGAGGACAUACCAAAAACUGCUUUUAGGACUCGGUGUUGGAGGAACACAAAGAUAUCUGGUGGUGUACUUGGUGGAGCCAUUGCUGGAUGA
Molecule: messenger RNA, 1803 nt
Organism: Cajanus cajan (pigeon pea)
Lineage: Eukaryota; Viridiplantae; Streptophyta; Magnoliopsida; Fabales; Fabaceae
Source: RefSeq, a predicted model, not a curated record